AGAGAAAAAGCGAGAGUGUAGAGAGAGAGAGAAGGUGGAGGAGGAGGAGGUUGGCGGUGUUCUUGAUUGCAAUCACCAAGUCGACCAUUUUUUUCUUUUCUUUUUGUAUCACUUUUACUUUUACUAUCACCUAACGGAAUACAAUCAUGAUCAUGAUCAUGAUCAUUACUCUCACUAUCCCUUCAUCAUCACCACCUCUCUCUCUCUACUCAAACAAUUCCAUUACAACCCAUUUUACAGCUCAAAACAGAGUCCAAUUCUCGAGUUACUUAAUCCCCAACCCAUUUUGUCUCCGUACCCAUUGCUUCUCUUUCUCUUAUUCUAAUCUUCUUUUUCAGUCCAGCGCUUCACACCCAUUCAGUGUUUGUUUGAAUGGGUCUGAGAGGUUGUUCCAUUUUUUAACCGAAUCGACACUUGGGUUUUCUUGAGCUGUCCAUUUCAUGGGUUUGUGCUGCUGGGUUUUCUGGUUCGGGUUCAUUCUGUUCUGUGCCUCCAACGAAGUUGUUUUCAGUGAUCAAGAUGGUUUCUUGAGUUUAUCUUGUGGUGGAACAACCAGUUUCAUCGAUUCAACUAACAUAACAUGGGUCGCAGAUAGUGAUUAUAUUAGUACAGGCAACAGUGCAUCUGUUAAUUAUGUUGAAGGCAUGUCGUCUUCUCAAGUUCCCGUCCGUUUCUUCCCAGAUUCUCCAAGUCGAAAGUGUUAUAGGUUACCUGUAAAGAAUGUCUCAUCCUCAGUUCUUGUUAGAGCCCAGUUUGUGUAUAAGAACUAUGAUGGACUCUCAAAACCCCCCAGAUUCUCUGUUUCUCUUGGGACAGCAAUUAGUACUACUAUAAACCUUGCUAAUACUGAUCCAUGGACCGAAGAGUUUGUGUGGCUGGUUGAUAAAGACAUUCUCCCGUUAUGUUUGCAAUCAAUCCCAGAUGCUGGUUUUCCUGUUAUUUCUACGCUUGAAGUCCGGCCACUUCCUGAAUCAGCUUACAGAACUGGAUUGGGAGAUUUCCCCAACAAGUUCCUUCGAAAAAGCUAUCGAAUCAAUUGUGGAUACAUUAAUGGAUCACUAAGGUACCCUUUGGAUCAGUAUGAUCGAAUAUGGGAUGCUGAUCAGGACUUUUUGCCAUUUCAUAUAUCAUCUGGGUUCAAAAUACAAAGAACCUUCAAUUUGUCAAGUCUGGAGGAGACUCCUCCAGCUGCUGUUCUUCAAACUGCAAGAGUUUUAGCUCGGAAGGAGGUCUUGACUUAUAAUUUGCCUCUUGAUGAUACUCUAGGAGACUACUACAUUAUCCUUUAUUUUGCUGGGAUUCUUCCUGUGUCCCCUUCAUUCAACAUGCUGAUUAAUGGGGAUGUAGUUCAAUCAAACUAUACUGUGAAGAGCUCUGAAGUGAGUGCUCUGUCCAUUACAAGGAAAGGAAUCAAGAGCUUAAAUAUCACAAUGAAGAGUAUUAGAUUCUACCCUCAAAUCAAUGCGAUUGAGGUGUAUGAGAUUGUUGACAUUCCUUCAGAAUCUUCCUCAACUACAGUUUCAGCCCUUCAGGUUAUUCAGCAAUCCACUGGAUUAGAUCUGGGAUGGCAAGAUGAUCCAUGCUCUCCAACACCAUGGGAUCAUAUUGGAUGUGAAGGAAAUUUUGUUACUUCAUUGGAGCUUUCUGAUAUCACCUUGAGGUCAAUCAGCCCUACAUUUGGUGAUUUGUUGGAUCUUAAAAAACUGGAUUUGCAUAAUACCUCACUUGCUGGGGAGAUACAAAACUUGGGUAGCCUGCAACGUCUUGAAAAACUGAACCUGAGUUUCAAUCAGCUAACAUCUUUCGGUUUUGAUUUGGAAGACUUGAUUAGCCUCCAAACCUUGGACUUGCAAAAUAAUAGUUUACAGGGAAUAGUUCCCGAUAGCCUGGGGGAGUUAAAGGAACUUCAUCUCUUGAAUCUGGAAAACAAUAACUUGCAAGGCACUCUCCCAGAGUCACUGAACAGAGAAAGUUUGGAAGUUCGGGCAUCUGGGAAUUUGUGCCUUUCCUUCUCCUUAUUGACAUGCAAUGGUGUUUCAAACAAUCCUUCCAUUGAGGCACCGCAAGUCACCAUCUUUACCAGGAAGAAGAAGCAUGAUGUCCAUAAUCAUUUGGCAAUUAUACUCGGUGCAUUUGGGGGAGCUUUACUCGCUCUUUUCAUUAUUUCUAUUUCAGUAUUCUUGUAUACAAGGAGAAAGAAAACUGAAGCCACAUAUACAGCAAGAGCCGAAACCGAGAUGCGAAACUGGAAUGCCGCAAAAUUCUUUUCCUACAAAGAAAUCAAAGCAGCUACAAACAACUUUAAAGAGGUGAUAGGCCGUGGUAGUUUUGGGUCUGUUUACCUUGGAAAGCUUCCAGAUGGUAAAUUAGUAGCUGUGAAAGUGCGGUUUGAUAAAUCCCAACUUGGAGCUGAUUCUUUUAUCAAUGAGGUGUCUCUUUUGUCACAAAUUUGUCACCAAAAUCUUGUAUCACUGGAAGGGUUUUGUCAUGAGUCAAAGCAACAAAUACUGGUUUACGAGUAUUUACCUGGCAGAUCCUUGGCUGAUAACCUUUAUGGAGCAAGCAGUAAAAGGGUAACCUUAAGUUGGGUUCGCAGACUGAAAAUUGCUGUUGAUGCUGCAAGAGGGUUGGACUACUUACACAAUGGGAGCGAUCCAAGAAUCAUACAUCGUGAUGUGAAAUCGAGCAAUAUCCUUAUGGACAUUGAAAUGAAUGCCAAGGUCUGUGACUUUGGACUCUCUAAGCAAGUGACCCAGGCAGAUGCAACUCAUGUGACCACCGUUGUCAAGGGCACUGCUGGCUAUCUUGAUCCCGAAUAUUAUACCACCCAACAGCUAACUGAGAAAAGUGAUGUCUAUAGUUUUGGAGUUGUUCUAUUGGAGCUCAUUUGUGGUCGAGAACCACUAAGGCACACUGGAACUCCAGAUUCCUUCAACUUGGUCUUAUGGGCAAAGCCGUACUUGCAGGCAGGUGUUUUUGAAAUCGUGGAUGAGAACUUAAAGGGAACAUUUGACGCCGAGAGCAUGAGAAAGACAGCAUUCAUUGCUUCGAGGUCUGUAGAGAGAGAUGCUUCUCGGAGGCCUACAAUAGCAGAGGUAUUGGGAGAGCUGAAAGAAGCCUACAACAUUCAACUUUCUUAUCUUGCUUCUACUGGGGACAUUUGAAUGAAAUCCAGUCAAUACCAACAUAUUUAUUUACCAAUAUUGAAGCUUUGUGCAAGGUUUUUCAUUGGAGUAUCUCAAAAAGAAAGUUGGUCUCUCAGCAUAGUUGACAAAUAUAUUUCAGAAAAUGUUUGCUUGAUGAUGGAUAUAUAAUUAAUUUAUGCAGAUGUAUGUAUAUGUAUUUGGUUUACUUUUAUUUAACUGAAGUUAGUACCUUACCCAGGAGCAUAUAUAUAUAUAUAUAUAUAUAUUUAU
Messenger RNA from Camellia sinensis, 3416 nucleotides. Its product is annotated as Leucine-rich repeat protein kinase family protein. Gene Ontology annotation, biological process: protein phosphorylation. Gene Ontology annotation, molecular function: protein kinase activity; protein binding; ATP binding. The record is from RefSeq and is a predicted model, not a curated record. Lineage: Eukaryota; Viridiplantae; Streptophyta; Magnoliopsida; Ericales; Theaceae.